AUGGCCCGCAGCUUUUCCAGCUUCUUGCGAAAACGGAUGUGCCUGCUGUAACAGGCCUAUGUCUGAAAACCCAGACAAACGGUCACAUUUUAACAGAAAGUCAGCUUCACUCGAGUACGUCGGCUAAGACAACACAGCAGCAGUAGGGCAAGAUGGAGUGUGAGUGGAAGCCAGACGAGCAAGGACUUCAACAAAUUUUACAGCUGCUGAAAGAGUCUCAGUCGCCAGAUACGUCCACACAGAGAUCCGUCCAGCAAAGACUUGAGCAGCUGAACCAAUAUCCAGACUUUAACAACUAUUUAAUAUUUGUUUUGACAAAGUUAAAAUCAGAAGAUGAACCAACGCGGUCCCUGAGUGGGCUGAUACUGAAAAACAAUGUGAAAGCCCACUAUCAGAACUUCCCUAAUGGCGUGUCUGAUUUCAUCAAGAAUGAGUGCCUCGAAAACAUCGGAGACUCCUCUCCCCUCAUCCGGGCCACCGUGGGUAUCCUCAUCACCACCAUCGCGUCCAAGGGAGAGCUACAAAACUGGCCGGAGCUUUUACCUAAACUCUGCCUGCUGUUGGAUUCUGAGGACUACAACACAUGCGAGGGAGCGUUUGGAGCCCUGCAGAAGAUCUGCGAGGACUCUGCUGAGAUCCUGGACAGUGACAUGCUGGAUCGUCCUCUCAACAUCAUGAUCCCCAAGUUCUUGCAGUUUUUUAAGCACAGCAGUCCUAAGAUUAGGUCUCAUGCCAUUGCCUGUGUUAAUCAGUUCAUCAUCAGCAGGACUCAGGCUCUCAUGCUGCACAUCGACCCUUUCAUUGAGAACCUUUUUGCACUGGCAACAGAUGAGGAACCAGAGGUGAGGAAGAAUGUGUGCAGAGCUCUAGUCAUGCUGCUGGAAGUUCGCCUGGACCGCCUCCUGCCACACAUGCUGAACAUCAUAGAGUACAUGCUCCUGAGGACUCAGGACCAAGAUGAAAAUGUUGCCCUGGAAGCCUGUGAGUUCUGGCUUACUCUGGCAGAGCAGCCUGUGUGUAAGGAAGUGCUGUGCGGACACCUCUCCCAGCUCACUCCUGUGCUUGUCAACGGGAUGAAGUACUCUGAGAUUGACAUAAUUCUGCUCAAGGGGGACACCGAGGAAGACGAGGCUAUUCCGGACAACGAGCAAGACAUCAGGCCGCGCUUCCAUCGAUCCCGGACAGUCGCCCAGCAGCAUGAGGAGGAUGGGAUCGAUGAAGACGAAGAUGAGGACGAUGAACUGGAUGACGAUGAUGAUACUAUCUCUGAUUGGAACCUGCGUAAGUGUUCAGCCGCAGCGUUGGACGUGUUGGCCAACGUGUUCAGGGAUGAUCUGUUGCAGCCCAUUCUGCCUCUACUCAAAGAGCUGCUCUUCCAUCCAGAGUGGGUCGUUAAAGAAUCUGGCAUCCUAGUGCUGGGGGCUAUAGCUGAAGGCUGUAUGCAGGGCAUGAUCACAUACCUGCCGGAGCUCAUUCCCCAUCUCGUCCAGUGUUUGUCUGACAAGAAGGCCCUGGUGCGCUCCAUCACCUGCUGGACACUGAGCCGCUAUGCCCACUGGGUGGUCAGCCAGCCCCCAGAUACUUACCUGAAGCCUCUAAUGACGGAGCUGCUCAAACGUAUUCUGGAUAGCAACAAGCGUGUGCAGGAGGCAGCUUGCAGUGCAUUUGCCACUCUGGAGGAGGAGGCGUGUACAGAGCUGGUUCCAUACCUGGCGUUCAUCCUAGACACUCUGGUGUUCGCUUUCAGCAAGUACCAGCACAAAAAUCUGCUCAUUCUCUACGACGCCAUAGGAACACUUGCAGACUCAGUGGGGCAUCAUCUCAAUAAACCGGAAUACAUCCAGAUGUUGAUGCCUCCACUGAUCCAGAAAUGGAACCAGCUGAAAGAUGAAGACAAAGAUCUCUUCCCUUUAUUAGAAUGUCUGUCGUCUGUAGCCACUGCCCUGCAGAGUGGCUUCCUGCCCUACUGUGAGCCAGUGUACCAACGCUGUGUUAACCUGGUGCAGAAGACCCUUGCUCAGGCCAUGCUUUAUCAGUCACAGCCAGACCAGUAUGAAGCACCUGACAAAGACUUCAUGAUCGUGGCGUUGGAUCUUCUCAGCGGACUGGCUGAGGGAUUGGGAGGCACCAUUGAGGAGCUGGUUGCUCGCAGCAACAUCCUCACCCUUAUGUACCAGUGCAUGCAGGACAAAAUGCCAGAAGUGCGUCAGAGUUCUUUUGCUCUGCUGGGGGAUUUAACCAAGGCUUGUUUCCAACACGUCAAACCGUGCAUCGCUGAUUUUAUGCCCAUACUGGGUACUAAUUUAAACCCAGAAUUGAUAUCAGUGUGCAACAAUGCAACAUGGGCAAUUGGAGAGAUAUCGAUACAAAUGGGGUCUGAAAUGCAGCCGUACAGUGCCAUGGUGCUGCUCCAGCUGGUGGAGAUCAUUAACAGGCCCAAUACCCCAAAGACUCUACUGGAGAACACAGCAAUAACAAUUGGUCGUCUUGGUUACGUUUGUCCUCAAGAGGUGGCACCCAUGCUACAGCAGUUUAUAAGACCCUGGUGCACGUCUCUACGAAAUAUAAGAGACAAUGAGGAGAAAGACUCUGCGUUCAGAGGAAUUUGCACUAUGAUCAGUGUAAAUCCGGGAGGUGUAGUGCAGGAUUUUAUAUUCUUCUGUGACGCAGUGGCCUCCUGGGUGAAUCCAAAGGAUGAUCUCAGAGACAUGUUCUACAAGAUCCUUCACGGGUUUAAGAACCAGGUGGGAGAGGACAACUGGAGGCGCUUCUCAGAUCAGUUCCCCAUGCCACUGAAGGAACGGCUGGCAACCUUUUACGGGGUGUAACUGUUUCCACAGCAGUAUGCCUCAUCACUGGGGUCAUUCACUAUGGGAGACAAUAUAGGGAACCUCUUUUACCCAGGGAACAUGUUACCCUUUACUGGGGGGAAGGGUCUGCCUGCUGAGGGGAGGGAAGGGGAGCGGACCCCUCCCCGAACUGAAGGACGGGGUGGGAGGGAGGUGGUAGCUGCAGUGCUCAGUGCCCCCAUGCACAGGCACGGGGGGAAAGGGACUGCCAAAACAACCUUAUCAUGGGAGGAAAAUUCAUGUUCUCACAUCUCAAUCAGAAAUAAUGAAAUCUAUCACUCUCCAUUUAUUCCCCAAACAUCUUUUUGUUUCUGUUUAUCUGAACUACUGAAAAGAAAUGUAAGCAAAAACAGAAGAAUCUGCAAAACUCUGUAAAGCAUUUGCUCUUUACUUUUGAUUAGAUGAGGAGUUUGCACAUUGAAAGGGGCAGAAAGUGUUUUUCAGAGCAGAUGCACAGUUGUCAUUAUCAUGUCAGCCAGGUACAUGGGCUUUUCUCAACACAACUGAAUUCUACCAGUAGAGUAGAAAACUGUUCUUUAAAAAAAAAAAAAAAAAAAAUAUGGAGUGAAGUUCAUCCAGAGGGUUUUCUUUCUCUAACUACAAGGAUA
This is a messenger RNA of Cottoperca gobio, 3457 nucleotides long. RefSeq names its product transportin 1 (gene tnpo1). The record is from RefSeq and is a predicted model, not a curated record. The transcript has 25 exons. Gene Ontology annotation, biological process: protein import into nucleus. NCBI's taxonomy places the organism in Eukaryota, Metazoa, Chordata, Actinopteri, Perciformes, Bovichtidae. Gene Ontology annotation, molecular function: small GTPase binding. The coding region runs from base 153 to 2828 and encodes 891 amino acids.